AUGGGUGAUGAACGAGUUGGUGAGUUGCAUAGUGAUGAACCUUUGGAGCAUGAAUUAACCGACAAUGAUGAAAUGUAUGAGGAUGAUGAUGAUGAUGAUGUGGGUGAUGCACCUAAUGCACCCGUUGAAGAUCAAAGUAUUAAUCAUCAUUCUACAGUGAUUCCAUACUUAGAUCACACUGAAGAAAGUGCAGAAGAUUUUAUCUAUACAAGAGAUGAUGAUUCUAUCCGAAUGGCACUUUGGAAUCCGAACAAUCCUAAAUAUAUCCAAUCAGGUAUGCUAUUUAUGAAUAAGAAGCAAAUGAAAUCUGCCGUAAGAGCAUAUAGUCUUGCAAUAAAAAAAGAAUUUCUUUGUGAUCAAUCCAAGAGUAAAAGUUGGAGAGUUAUUUGCAAGCGUCAUGAGUUGGGGUGUAAUUGGAUGAUUCGAUUUAGAGAGAUUUCAAGUGAUGUAUGGAAGACAGGAAAAAUGAUUGAACCGCAUACUUGUCUUACAGAUAAUUAUAAGGAGGAUCAUUUCAAUUUGAAUAGUAACAUGAUUGCCACUUCAUUGAUACCAUUUGUUAUGCAAAAUCCAGACAUAAAUAUUAAGAUGAUCCGUGAAAUCAUCAAAGGAAAGCAUCACUAUACUCCUAGUUAUAAAAAAGCACAAAAAGGUCGGAGAAAAGCAUUUCAAAUGGUUUAUGGUGAUUUUGAAAGUUCAUUUAAGGCAUUGCCUCGAUACAUGGCUGCACUACAAUUAUUCAAUCCAGGCACUAUUAUUGAGUGGGAGCAUCAUUCUACAACAAUGCAGGGUGAACAAAUCUUUAAAUUUCUUUUUUGGGCUUUUAAACAGAGCAUUGAUGGUUUCAAAAGUUGUACGCCGGUCAUUUCCAUCGAUGGCACACAUCUUUAUGGUUUGUAUGAUAUGAAACUGUUAAUUGCGGUUGGGAUUGAUGCCAAUGGAAAUAUUUUCCCACUUGCAUAUGCUUUAGUUGCACGUGAGAGUUUUGAGUCUUGGUCGUGGUUUCUCAAGUUAUUAUGA
This is a messenger RNA of Solanum tuberosum (potato), 1020 nucleotides long. RefSeq lists its product as uncharacterized. The record is from RefSeq and is a predicted model, not a curated record. NCBI's taxonomy places the organism in Eukaryota, Viridiplantae, Streptophyta, Magnoliopsida, Solanales, Solanaceae. The coding region runs from base 1 to 1020 and encodes 339 amino acids. The transcript has 2 exons.